Solanum pennellii is the source of this 5169-nucleotide messenger RNA. RefSeq names its product ABC transporter C family member 12-like. Gene Ontology annotation, molecular function: ATP binding; ATP hydrolysis activity; ABC-type transporter activity. Bases 363 to 4883 code for a protein of 1506 amino acids. The record is from RefSeq and is a predicted model, not a curated record. Gene Ontology annotation, cellular component: membrane. Gene Ontology annotation, biological process: transmembrane transport. The transcript has 26 exons. NCBI's taxonomy places the organism in Eukaryota, Viridiplantae, Streptophyta, Magnoliopsida, Solanales, Solanaceae.
CUCCGUAAGCAAUGACGCUAGCAGUUUCAACAUUGUUGUUGUUUGGAGUUUGGACCAUUUUCAGAUUCCGCUCUUACCUUUUUUUCUUCAUAUAUUGCUUCCUAUUGGCUGCAGAUGCUCAUUUGCUCACUUCACUGUGUCUCAGUUGGGUUGGAGAGUAAAUUUGUUAUGCACAACUGUGAGCAGUUCUUGGUUGAUUGAAAAUGCACAGACCUUAGUGCAAUCCAGAAUAUUUCGUUGGCAUACAGAGGACCACUAUUUAUAGCUAACUCCUACUUGCUUGGGAUUGAGGCGUGUUGUUUUUGUUGUACAGUACAGUAGACCUCUAACGUGGUGAAAUUUUGGUAGAGUGGUUACAGAAAAUGAUUUUCGAUGCACUAGUUUGGUAUUGCAAGCCGGAGGCAAAUGGGAUAUGGGCCAAAGAAACUGACAGCGCUUUUGGUGCUUAUACACCAUGUGCUAUUGAAUCAGCUGAUUGUAUAUCUAAUGUGGUUCUUUUUGUGCUGUGUGUGUAUCGCUUAUGGCUGGUCAGGAUGGACCACGAAGUUCGCAGAUUCCAGUUAACGUCGAAAUAUUACAAUUACAUAUUGAUCCUCUUGGGAAGUUGUUGUGCUGCUGAGCCGUUGCUCAGAUUGUUUAUGGGCAUUUCAAUCUUCAAUCUGGAUGCAGAAACUGACCUUGCUCCUUUUGAGAUGGUUUCUUUGAGCAUUGAGGCACUUGCUUGGAUGUCCAUUAUUGUUAUGAAUCUAGUGGAAACUAAAGUCUAUAUCAAAGAGUUCCGAUGGUAUGUCAGAUUCGGAGUAAUCUAUGCCUUGGUUGGUGAACUUGUGAUCCUCAACUUCGUUUUUUCAAUGCAGAGUUUCUACUCGAGGUUUACACUGUACAUCUAUUACAGUUCAGUCAUCUGUCAGAUUGUAUUUGGGGCUCUGCUUCUUGUCCAUCUUCCUCAUUUGAAUCCUUUCCCUGGCUAUAUUCCAUUAAGGAGUGAGUCCAUUGAUGAUAAAACCGAUGAAACAAUCCUUGGAGAAGACCAUAUUUGUCCUGAGAGAUAUGCAAGCAUUUUGUCAAGGAUAUCUUUUGGAUGGAUAACCCCCCUCUUGCGACAAGGCUAUAACAGACCAAUCACUGAAAAGGAUGUUUGGAAGUUAGACUCAUGGGAUAAGACAGAGACAUUGAGUGCAAGAUUCCAAAGAUGUUGGACUGAAGAAUCUCGGAGGAAAAAACCAUGGCUUCUACGCGCUUUGAAUUGCAGUCUUGGAGGCAGGUUCUGGUAUGGAGGUCUCUUCAAAGUUGGUAGUGAUCUUUGUCAGUUUGUGGGACCACUACUACUUAAUCGUCUCUUAGAGUCUUUGGAACGCCGUGAUCCAGCUUGGAUUGGCCACUUAUAUGCUUUUCUGAUAUUUGUUGGGGUGGUAAGAUUCAAUCUUCAUCAUAUUAAAAGCAUAUAUUUCAUUGCUUCCCCUAUAAUAGCACCAAGAUGGUUUACCAAAUUAGUCGCAGCCAUAUUCCGCAAAUCUGUAAGAUUAACACUUGAAGACCAUAAGCAGUUUCCAUCUGGAAAAAUUACAAAUAUGAUCACAACAGAUGCUAAUGCACUUCAGCAAGUAUGCCAGCAGCUUCAUGUUUUAUGGUCAGCUCCAUUUCGGAUUGUCAUUGCCAUGGUUCUUCUUUACCAGCAACUAGGUCUAGCUUCACUUCUGGGUGCUCUUAUGCUAGUAUUGAUGAUCCCAAUGCAGACAAUUAUUGUUAGCUAUAUGCGAAAACUAUCCAAAGAAGGAUUGCAAUAUACUGACAAAAGGGUUGGCCUAACUAAUGAAAUACUUGCUGCAAUGGCUGUAGUGAAAUGUUACGCAUGGGAGAAGAGCUUCCAAUCUAAAGUCCAAGGAUUGAGGAAUGGUGAACUUUCUUGGUUCAGGAAAGCACAGCUAUUGGCAGCGUUCAACAAUUUCAUGCUGAACAGCAUCCCCGUUCUCGUGACAGUGAUUUCAUUUGGAGGUUUCACUUUGCUUGGUGGAAAUUUGACAGCUGCCAGAGCUUUUUCAUCACUUUCUCUCUUUGCAAUUCUGAGGUUCCCUUUGAACAUGCUUCCAAACAUAAUAACUCAGGUUGUAAAUUCAAAUGUAUCUUUGCAACGAAUGGAGGAGUUGUUCUUAGCUGAAGAGAGAGUGCUCUUACCUAAUCCACCACUUGAACCUGGGCUUCCUGCGAUUUCAAUCAGGGACGGAUUCUUUUCAUGGGAUUCUAAGGCUGAACAACCCACUUUGUCAAAUAUUAAUUUGGAUAUACCAGUUGGUGAGCUAAUUGCUAUUGUGGGUGGGACUGGAGAAGGAAAGACAUCUCUGAUUUCAGCAAUUCUUGGGGAGUUUCCUCCUUUAGGCAAUGCAAGUGUCACUAUCAGAGGUUCCAUUGCAUAUGUUCCUCAAGUUUCCUGGAUCUUCAAUGCCACUGUACGUGAAAAUAUAUUAUUUGGUUCCAACUUUGAACCAACAAGAUAUUGGAAGGCAAUAGACGUCACUGCAUUGGACCAUGAUCUUGAGUUACUUCCAGGUGGAGACCUUACAGAAAUCGGCGAAAGAGGAGUGAAUAUUAGCGGAGGACAAAGGCAAAGAGUGUCGAUGGCUAGAGCUGUCUACAAAAAUUCCGAUAUCUAUAUAUUUGAUGAUCCCUUAAGUGCUCUUGAUGCACAUGUUUCCCAUCAGGUUUUUAAAAACUGUAUAAAGGAAGAAUUGCAAGGAAAGACUAGGGUGCUUGUGACAAAUCAGCUGCAUUUUCUACCUCAGGUGGAUCGGAUCAUUUUGGUUUCUGAAGGAAUGGUGAAAGAGGAUGGGACCUUCGAGAAGCUUUUGGAACAUGGCACACUUUUUCCAAAGCUAAUGGAAAAUGCUGGGACAAUGGAAAGUUAUGGUGUUGAAACUGAAUAUGACCCAAACUUUGACAGUGAGAGUUCACAGUCUUCAAACACAAGGCAAGAGCACCAACAAGAUGUAACCUCUGUAACCAAAAGGAAGGCUGGUAAAUCUGUUCUUAUCAGGCAGGAAGAGCGGGAAACUGGUAUUAUCAACUGGAGUGUUUUGAUGAGGUACAAAGAUGCUUUGGGAGGUUUGUGGGUUGUCAUGAUUCUGUUUGGCUGCUACACAUUGACUGAAAUUCUUCGAAUUCUGAGUAGCAGUUGGCUAAGUGUCUGGACCAAAGCAAGUUCCUCACAGAGCAAUGGAGCUGGAUUUUAUAUCUUGGUGUAUGCUAUUUUGUCAUUCAGUCAGGUGAUUGUAACACUGGCAAAUUCCUUCUGGUUGAUUAUCUCUAGUCUAAAUGCAGCUAAAGGGAUUCAUGACACCAUGCUGCAUUCAAUACUUCGAGCACCAAUGGUAUUCUUCCACACUAAUCCAUCUGGACGCAUAAUCAACAGAUUCGCAAAGGAUCUUGGAGAUAUUGAUCGCAAUGUGGCAAAUAUUGGUAAUACGUGUCUCAGCCAAUUGUGGCAGCUGCUCUCGACCUUUGUUCUAAUCGGAGUCGUCAGCUCUAUAUCUCUGUGGGCCAUAAUGCCACUUCUAAUUCUAUUUUAUGCUGCCUAUUUAUAUUAUCAGAAUACAUCCCGCGAAGUGAAACGUCUAGAUUCCAUUACCAGGUCCCCUGUGUAUGCGCAGUUUGGAGAAGCUAUAAAUGGUUUAUCAACCAUCCGUGCAUAUAAAGCACAUGACCAGUUAGCUGCCAUUAAUGGGAAGUCUAUGGAUAACAAUAUCAGAUUCACUCUUGCCAACACAAGUACAAACCGCUGGCUUACCAUAAGGCUUGAGACACUAGGAGGCAUAAUGAUCUGGUUGACUGCAACUUUUGCUGUUAUACAGAAUGGGAGAGCAGAUGACAAGGUUGCGGUUGCUGCUACUAUGGGUCUGCUCCUAAGUUAUUCUUUGAAUAUUACUACCUUACUCAGCAAUACUCUGAGACAAGCAAGCAGAGCUGAAAAUAGUUUAAAUGCCGUUGAGCGUGUUGGUACAUAUAUAGAUUUGCCAUCAGAGGCUCAAAAUGUCAUUUGCAGCCAGCCUCCUCCACACUGGCCAUCAUCAGGGUUCAUCAAAUUUGAGGAUGUUGUCCUACGUUACAGACCUGGACUUCCUCCUGUCUUGCAUGGUUUGUCAUUCGAAAUUUCUUCAGGUCAAAAAGUUGGCAUUGUUGGAAGAACUGGUGCUGGAAAAUCGAGCAUGCUAAAUGCUCUGUUUCGAAUUGUGGAACUUGAAAGAGGGAGAAUAUUGAUUGAUGAUUGUGAUGUUGCUAAUAUUGAACUGAUAGAUCUUCGAAGUGCUCUUAGUAUCAUACCUCAAUCGCCAGUUCUUUUCUCUGGUACUGUACGAUUUAAUCUUGAUCCUUUUAACGAACACAAUGAUGCUGACUUAUGGGAAUCAUUAGAGCGGGCACACUUGAAGGAUGUCAUAAGAAGGAAUACCUUCGGUCUAGAUGCUGAGGUUUCAGAAGGUGGCGAGAACUUCAGUGUUGGACAGAGACAACUUUUAAGUCUGGCUCGAGCAAUACUGCGAAGGUCAAAGAUCCUUGUUCUUGAUGAAGCCACAGCAGCUGUUGAUGUUAGAACUGAUGCACUUAUUCAGAGAACCAUAAGAGAAGAAUUCAAAACAUGUACAAUGCUCAUUAUUGCUCACCGUCUAGACACCGUAAUUCACACCAAUUGUAUCCUAGUGCUUGAUGCUGGGAAGGUUGUUGAGUAUGAUACUCCACAGAACCUCUUUCUUAACGAAAGAAGUGUUUUCUCUAAUAUCGUUCAGAGCACAGGGGCUGCAAAUGCCCAGUAUUUACGUAACUUAGUAUUUAACGAAGAAAGAGAUGAACAUGUUCAUGGAAGAAGAACUCAUGCAUAUAAAUGGGAUGAGUAGAUGAAGGUAUCUUCUCAGUGGAAUGACAAAGGAGGCAAUUGUAUAUCUGACAAAUGUUUUGGAGGGGAACUCAUUAUUGAAGAGAUAAACUUAGUUGCUCUAAGGUUCCUAGAGAAAAAUGGUGGUCAAUUUUCCUUUAUGUUAUUGAAGAUACAAUUUUUGUUUUGCUUCUACACUUCUCAUUUCCCUCUUUCACCAUAUUACUCCUAACUUGGAUGGUUCCUCAUAUUUUGCAAAAACAUAACUUCUAGCCAAUACUAUAUCUACAUUGCAUACUCUUUUUCUA